This is a messenger RNA of Aplysia californica (California sea hare), 1958 nucleotides long. RefSeq names its product serine/arginine repetitive matrix protein 1. NCBI's taxonomy places the organism in Eukaryota, Metazoa, Mollusca, Gastropoda, Aplysiida, Aplysiidae. The record is from RefSeq and is a predicted model, not a curated record.
UCCCUGUCUUCAUUUCGAAUAUUCUUUACUUUAACUGCUCUAGUCUAGAUCUAGAUCUAGAUUCAUUUCAAAUUAUUCGGAAUCAUUACAAAAUUUGUUCUGUAUAUUUUGGUUGUGGUAUAGUGAAUGUUUUGCCCCUGAGUAACAAGUAUAAACAUGGCGUUAAAAAAUGGUUACUUUGUACCAUUUUAGUUGAAAUUGAAGAAACGCACGCUGCAAAUCCUGUGUCAACAUGGAUGAAGUUGAUGCUGUUCCUCGCCCAAGAAGGCAAAGACCUAAGGAUUCCUUUCAGAGUGAGCUCCAAGCAAAGCUGCAUCAGAGAAAGUCCUUGGGAUUGACUGCUGAGGUAACAGACAGUGAUGACGAUGGUCUGUCCUCAUCCCGCACUAAAGAUUUUAUGAAGAGGGGAGCCACACGCCCCAGUGCAGCCAAAAGGAGACCAGAUCAUUCUCCUGACUUGAGCCGGGGUCUGGGGACGACAACGAUGCGAGCCCGUGACUUGUCCUCUCUUCUGGGACGAAGUGUCUCGGAUGACGAGGACGAGGAAGUCAUGGCGGCCAAUCUGGGGAAAGCCAGUCCCGGGGGUACCUGGCAGCCUGGCAGUCUGAAGACGCCUUCUCCCAAGCAAGACUCAUUAUUUGCUCGUAAAACUCCGACGAGAGAUAGUCCUAAGGAACAAUCAGGCCGGCUGGAGUCUAUUUAUGGCAGGAAGACGCCGACGAAAGAUGUGAGCCCUCGGAGUGGGGGUUUGUCGAAGGAGGAUAUUAUCUUUGGCAGGAAGACGCCCGUGGAUGGCAAGAAGAGCCCUCAUGAUGGGCUCGCGAGGGGUGACCCCUGUGGACGCGACACUCGACACCAUCUCGGAGACUCCCAGGGAGAAAGUCACACCUCGGAUCCAAAGGGGCCAGAAAAGCGAAACAUCACCCAGAGCGCUUGCCCUUGAGGACAGGCCCAAGCCACAGGCGCGGUCUCGAGUGUCGGAGAGAAAAACGCCGCCCCUGGUAGACCCGCGCAGGACUUCACCCACAGCCCAGACCAGCAAAGACGGAGCUCUGAGGAGAGCGAGUCCUUCUUUUGAUUUGUUUGGGGGCAGAGGUCGCGCUGCCGCAGCCCAAGAGGUGGAUGAGUACAUCGACAAAGACAAACAGGGGAAGGAGGAGAAGUUGUAUGGGGGGAGACAUGCCCUGCGCCGUAGCCCAAGCCCUGAUUCAAAGAAAAAGGAACUGGAGGCAUUGGGCAGAGCGUCGCCAAGUAAACAGGGCUCCGGCCGCUUCUCUAAAGAUGGCCGCAAAACUCCCACCGAUCGCAAAACACCUACUGGUGUGGAUCGAAAAACUCCUACCAGUUUCGACCGUAAAAUGCCUUCAAGUUUGGACCGUAAGACGCCGACCAGUUUUGACCGGAAGACUCCCACCGGCCAAAGACAGAAGACGGCGGAAGAGACGGACAAAGAAAUCCUUCAGGAGAAGGCAGCGGCUAUGAAAGGCUCUUCUCUUCUAGACUUCCUCACUGAAGACACAAGCCAAGCCAAACCAAAGCCUCAGGCCCGGAAAAAUCGGUCCCGCGAUACCGCAGAUGACGACUUGGACGAUAUCUUCGCUGCCAACAAGAAACUUUUGGGGAAAUCCGCUGAAGUUCGCAGGUCGACAGAGGGACGUAAGUCCCCGGGGAUUGUGGGUCGUAAAUCUCCCGAGCCGUCUAAGAGGUCAUCGGCAUCCUUUGAAGACGGGGAGACUCCGAAGCCCAGAACGAUUCCCAAGCAGCAGAGGCCGGAGGAUGCCAGUUCCAUUUGUGACGAGAUUCCUCUCGACCCCAACAGGAAAGUUCAUGCGGAUACCGAGAGGGCCACGAGGUUGGGGAAGCAGAGUUCUGAGAAAGCCAAAGCUGAGGCUGCUAUUGACAGUAUCGCUGAGGCACAAACCAUGCAGUACAUCGAACCAGCAAAGAAAGUCAGGUGA